Anneissia japonica is the source of this 956-nucleotide messenger RNA. Its product is annotated as nuclear receptor subfamily 2 group F member 1-A-like. The record is from RefSeq and is a predicted model, not a curated record. Gene Ontology annotation, molecular function: RNA polymerase II cis-regulatory region sequence-specific DNA binding; nuclear receptor activity. The coding region runs from base 143 to 547 and encodes 134 amino acids. The transcript has a single exon. NCBI's taxonomy places the organism in Eukaryota, Metazoa, Echinodermata, Crinoidea, Comatulida, Comatulidae. Gene Ontology annotation, biological process: cell differentiation; anatomical structure development; regulation of transcription by RNA polymerase II.
UCAGCGAGGAAGGAUCCCUCCCACUCCACCAGGUCCUGGCCACUACAUAGAUGGUCGAUUUGAUGGCCACUCCUUUCUGUCUGGAUAUAUCUCGCUACUGCUUCGAGCUGAGCCAUACCCUACAUCCAGAUAUGCCCAGUGUAUGCAGACGAAUAGCGUUAUGGGUAUAGACAACAUAUGCGAAUUAGCAGCCAGACUUCUAUUCAGUGCUGUUGAGUGGGCAAGAAAUAUUCCGUUCUUCCCCGAUCUCCAAGUUACAGAUCAGGUAGCCCUGUUAAGAAUGACUUGGAGUGAAUUGUUUGUGCUAAACGCAUCGCAGUGUUCGAUGCCGCUCCAUGUAGCCCCAUUACUGGCUGCUUCUGGCCUGCACGCCAGCCCAAUGUCUGCCGACAGGGUGGUGGCUUUUAUGGACCAUAUUCGAAUUUUUCAGGAGCAGGUUGAGAAAUUAAAAGCGUUACACGUGGACUCUGCCGAGUAUAGCUGCAUCAAAGCCAUAGUUCUGUUUACAUCAGGUAAGUUCGCAUGGCGUUCAUCUUAUUCAACAUGAAAACUCAUUCCACUUGCUGCCUGCAGAUUGGCUCACAGUAAAAUGAACUGAUGAACCACUUGGCAUGCUGCCUGUACCAAAUAUAGAAUGGUACAUAUAAAAACAAUACAUCUGAAUAUAAUAUAUAGGCCUAUAAAUGCAUGUGUAAAUAACGUUAUACCUUUUCCGAAUAGGCCAAUAUACAACUAUGUAAGUCUAUGUUAUAUGCUAAUUGAAUAGAGUAUCUUUCCGAGGAUGUACAUUAGAUGAAAUUAGCAUCUACAACAGCGCAGAAAGGAUAUGUACAGUGAUGGCGGUACACUGUUACCAAUGGUUUGUGUUCAAUUGUGCAUUAAAAUCGAUGUUAUACACAUAAUAAUAUUGGUCUACCCUAUACCCUACCAUCAUAUACACAAUGCAAUCAUAGGAA